AUGGAGAUCGCGGUAAUCGGAGUUGCAGGAUUUAAUCGGCACACUCGUAAAGGGAAGAGCGAGAUCUGCGUAAUAACCUUUCAGCAGAUUGAAGAGGUCAUCGACAAUCGCCUCGCGAUACUUGACCCCCAAGAAGCUGUUGACUUACGGGAGAAGAUCCCCAAGGAGUACCAUAAUUACCUUGACAUUUUCUCUAAAAAAGCUUCUGAUCAGCUCCUAUCACUGCGUAAAAAGAACUACCGGCUGACCCUGGACCCGGAAACGUCACCGGGUGAGACUAUCGGCAACGGACCUCUCUACAAGAUGUCCAUCGAAGAGCUGGAAGCAGCUAAACAGUAUAUUAUAGAGAAUCUCGACAAAGGGUUUAUCAUCUCUAGUGGAGUACCGUUCGCGUCUCCAAUCCUGAUGGCCAAGAAACCGGAUGGGGGCCUACGGUUCUGCGUAGACUACCGUCGACUAAAUAGUAUCACGCAGAAGGACCGUUACCCGUUUCCGCUAAUUAAAACAGAUGCUUCAGACGAGACUAUUGCAGGAGUUCUCUCUCAGGAGUUCGAGAGAUCCUGGCACCCGGUUACCUAUUACUCUAAGUCUAUGUCAGGUCCCGAGCGCAACUACGAUAUCCAUGACAAGGAGAUGCUGGCAAUCAUUUACGCUCUAAAAGAAUGGCGUCCGGAGCUAGAGGGACUACAACGAACUGACCGAUUUAAGCAAGCCAUCCGUAACGAGCGUACGCUAACUACGCAGCUCUGCGUUCUCGAGAACCUAAAGGGGAUCAAGAUUGUUGACCAAGUGUUAGCCGCUAACCGGUCCGCUCCCUCACUGGAGGACCAGCGUGCUCAGGCACAGGAGCCAAAUGAUAACUGGUCGUUACAGGAUGGAUUACUCCUGCACCAGAGACGUCUUGUAGUCCCGGAAGAAGAUCUAGAGCUGCGCACCCGAUUUCUAGAGAAAAUAUAUAGCCAGCGUUCGACCGCCCACCCGGGACGCAUGAAAACCCGCCGCCUUUUCCAGCAACGAUUCUACUGGCCGGAAUGGGGUCGAGAUGUAAACCGCUAUAUCCGAAACUGUCAGUGUCAGACAGAUAAGGUCCCUAGGGACAAGACCCCCGGCCUUCUCCAAUCGCUACCGGUUCCUCUGCAGUAUCAGGCCAAAUGGAGUAACGCAGAUGAUGACCCGACCUGGUAUCCGGCGAGCAACUUUAUCGGCUGCCCACAUUUGGUGCAGGAAUAUUAUCGGCAGUAUCCGGACAAGCCAGAGCCCCCGAGACGUUUAGGUGCCUGGUUGGAGGCAUACAAUGGGGAGGAAGAAUUCGAGAUUACGCGAGAGGAUGAAUUGCCGGUUUAA
Aspergillus affinis is the source of this 1344-nucleotide messenger RNA. RefSeq names its product retrovirus polyprotein. NCBI's taxonomy places the organism in Eukaryota, Fungi, Ascomycota, Eurotiomycetes, Eurotiales, Aspergillaceae. The coding region runs from base 1 to 1344 and encodes 447 amino acids. The transcript is spliced from 4 exons. The record is from RefSeq and is a predicted model, not a curated record.